This is a messenger RNA of Manis pentadactyla (Chinese pangolin), 5424 nucleotides long. It is a transcript of the gene MRPS21, whose product is annotated as mitochondrial ribosomal protein S21. Gene Ontology annotation, biological process: translation. NCBI's taxonomy places the organism in Eukaryota, Metazoa, Chordata, Mammalia, Pholidota, Manidae. Bases 264 to 527 code for a protein of 87 amino acids. Gene Ontology annotation, cellular component: ribosome. Gene Ontology annotation, molecular function: structural constituent of ribosome. The transcript has 4 exons. The record is from RefSeq and is a predicted model, not a curated record.
AGGGGUUCGUGCUGGGCAUGAGGAAAGGGAGGUCGGUGGCGCGGGAGGCAAAGAUUGCGCUUCGUUGCCCCCUUUCCUGAAGACCGAGGAAGGCCGUGUUUCCAACUCUCAACCCAAACCUUCCUCGGGCCGUGAGCGGUUUGUAUUGGCACAGAGAACGGGGAAGGCUUGACAGCGUUUCGCAUGUACUUUUAGGAUAUGAGGACUGCCACGUGCCCGUCUAGCAAGUUCCUGAUGCAGAGUGAAGACUUAAGUCCAAGGUCAUGGCAAAACAUCUGAAGUUCAUUGCCAGGACUGUGAUGCUACAGGACGGGAACGUGGAAGGUGCAUACAGGACCCUAAACAGAAUCCUCACCAUGGAUGGGCUCAUUGAGGACAUUAAGCGACGGCGGUACUACGAGAAGCCUUGUCGCCGGCGACAAAGGGAAAGCUAUGAAAUCUGUCAGCGAAUCUACAGUAUGGAAAUGGCUCGCAAGAUCAACUUCUUGAUGCGAAAGAAUCGUGCAGAUCCAUGGCAGGGCUGCUGAGGCCUGUGGAUAAUAGGCCCAGUAUGAAACCUAUCUAGUUGUUGUGUGUAUACUUCUUUUCUUUCCCCAACCCCAUUUUCUCUUCCCUAUCUUACAAUAAGCUCAAUCAUGUAUAUGCAAAAAGACCAGCAAAUAUAGAAAUAAUCCCACUAGUCAGCAAUGGACCCUCUCUUUUAUUAAGUGAAAGAAAAGGUGAGUUAGAAAGUAGUCUAGGAGUAAAAUGUUGGUUGCAAGGUUUGGUUGGGAGGGAGGCAUAGGGAAUUAUUGUUUAGUAGACAAAGAUUACAGUUUGGCAAGAUGAAAAAGCUCUGGAGAUGGAUGGUGGUGUUGGUUGCACAACAAUGUGAAUGUACUUAAUGCUGCUGAACUAUACACUUAAAUGGUUAAAAUGGUAAAUUUUAUGUUACAUAUAUUUUACUAUAAUAAACUUUUAAAAAAGUCUAGGAGAGGUGAGAAAAUUUUCUGAAAUGAAGUGGAAUGUAUUCACCAUAUCCUACACAAUUUUUAUGAAAUUCAAAGCAAUAUCUUAUUAUGGGAUAAGCACCUGUUAUUCUCUUUUUUUAAAUUAAGGUAUCAUUUAUAUACACUCUUGUGAAGAUUUCACGUGAAAAACAUUGUGGUUACUACAUUCACGCAUAUUAUCAAGUCCCCCUCCCGACCCCACCGCUGUCACUGUCCAUCAGCGUAGUAAGAUGCCACAGAGUCACUACUUGUCUUUUCUGUGCUCUAAGCACCUGUUAACUCUUUACUGAACUAUCCCUGCUCCCCCAGCUGUUAAGUAAAAGAAGGAGAGGAAGCAUGUAAUGUAUGUGAAAUUCUGCUUCUGAAACACCCAUUAACCAAAGUAGAGUGCUGGAAUCCUUGCCAAAAGGAAUCUUUAAGACAAAUCUAACAUCCUUUAGUUUUCCUUAAAAGAUGCUGAUGAAGGGAUGGAGAAGAAAAGAAGUAAAGCAGUAGAUGGGUGGUAGAAAAGAGGGAAUGGAGAAGAGCUGAGAGAGAAAGGCACAGAGCCAGAAACCCCCACAGAGACAGGCUGUUCACAGUAAGAUGCCACAGAGUCACUACUUGAAGGUGUGGUCUUCAAAUCAGCAUCAACCUCACCUGAGAAACUGUUCGAAAUGUAAAUUCUGGGACCAUACUUUAGGCCAUCUUAAUUGGCAGUUGGGGUUGGAACCCAGUAAUCUACUUUAACAAGCCCUGCGGGUGAUUGUUUUGUGUGGUAGUUUGAGAAACACUGCCCUAUAGUACUUGAGAGAUUCCAGGUGGAGGUCUCCACUACCACCCUACCUCUUCUCAACAGGCACUCCUGGGAAUGACUCGACAUCUGGGGGCGUCUGACCACUUCAGGAAGAUCAGCUGCUGUACUUCCUUUCCUGCUAUUUCCUCUGACCCUGGUCCCCUGACAGCCAAGCUACUAGUACAAAGAGAGUAGGUGCCAAUCCCUGAAGGAGAACACAGGGUAGGCAGAAGCUGUUAGCUGCCUCUUCUCACCCAGGCUGCAACCCUCAGCAUGGUAUUCAAAAAGAAAGUAAAAAGCCAACUCCUAAGCCCCCUACCUCGUCAGAUAGCUAGUGUUCAAAUUUGUCACCCUGUGGUAGAGUAGCAUGGCUUCAGAUUUCUUCUACCAUUGAUGUCUUUUCAGUAUCUUUUCUCCCUUUCACAAUGACCAUGCUUAACGAGUAAGCAGGUCUGCAAGAAUAUGUGCUGGAACCACUGUUCCUUGCCUAACAGGGCUUGAUUAAUAAGGCCCAUGGUGAACACAGCAUAUUAUAGGGUACUGCAAAGAAAUAGCUUAGAAGUAAAAGAUCUGGUCCUUGUCCUCUGGAAACUUAAAUAAUAGUUGGAGAAAUUUUAUGUAUAUACUGUUCAAUUUUGUUACUUUGCACAACAUUUUAACAGGUUAACAGGUUAGACAUUGAUACUUCUAUCCCCUUUUAAUCUCUGAAUUUGGUUUUUAAUGUGUCACAUAAAUCAUUUUGAGCCAUGGCAUGGUGUCAUCUCUUGACAAUUGCUGUUGCUAAAGAAUGAAGGCCUUUGCCAAAAUGGCAGGGGUAUGUUUGUGAUAGCAGAACCAGGGCUGUUACUUGGCAGUAUUCCUCUGAGUCUAAAUUGUUUUAAACUGCUUCUGAGCAUCCUCCAAAAUACUGAGGGUGGCUGAGAUCUGGAAUUUACUUAAUCUCUGAGAUUAUCCCCCGCUAUCCUAGUCUCGAGUCCUGACCAUUGUCCAUGUCCCCCACAGCAGUGAACAAUGAUAGGAUUUAGCAGAUAGCCAGUUGAGAGGGCUCAUGUAAAAGAAGUAACUGGCUGGUUACCUGAAGUUCCAAUCAGCUUGUGCUGUCAUGGCAGAGACCUAUUCCCUGCUCUGGGAAGCUAGAAGAUAACCUCAUGGUUGUACAAUGAGUAGGGACUGCCGUAAUCCUUGUAUCCUGGGGUUCAGGAGAGGGAUGGUUUGGUAUUUACCCAGUUACAGGGAGAUAGAUGCAAUGCCUCCUACCCUGAUCUCAGGCACCUGUGACAUCUUUCAGCCAUCCACUGGAUUGCCGCUGGCAGGGCCUGUUCAGAUUGUAAUUUAAGAAUCUUACGAUGUUCAGUGGUCUGGAAACAGGUACCCCUUUAAAAUUGGGACUCUGUUUUUGAUAUUGUACUUUAAAGUUUUCAGAAGUGACUAAAUGUAAACAAAAUGAAAGUAAUUUCAAAUGUAAGUACAAAAUGAAAACUUGUAUGGUAGGUGAAAAAACUAAGGAAUAAUAAGUCACUCUGUACUGACAAGGUGAAGUAAUGGAGUGAUGUAUUAAACAUAGGCAAUUGAAGGGAAAGGAAAUCGGCACUUCCGUUAUGUGCCUGCUACCUUACACACAGUUUUUUACUUAGUCAAACAGAUCUGGAUUCAAUCAUGAUUUUCACGUUAUUUAACAAACUCUAGUCUUCCCUGUAAAAUGAGGAUAAUUGUAUCUGCAGAUUUGUGGUAAGGAUUAGAUGAGAUAAUGCAUGUCAAGUACUUAGCAUAGUGUCUGGCACAUAGAAUUUAAAUGUUAACAAUAAUAAUUUCCCAGUUUUGCCAGUCAGAAACCUGAUCAUUCCUCUUCCUCACUAACCCAUCGCCUGCAUCCAUGCCACAACUCUAGUCCCAGCUACCAUCAUAACUCUGGGAUUAUUACAACAGCCAUUUAACUAUCUCCUUGUGUCAGUUGUUGCCCAGCCUGCAGUCCCUUCACACUUUGGCCAGAACAAUUGUCCUCAAUUGCAACCUUGAUCCUUUCACUUUACUUCUUACACUGAUAAUUGGUUUUCAUCGCUUUCAAGAUAAAAGUUCAAACUACUUAGGGCAUUCAAGGCCUUUUGUGAUUGAAUCCUACUUCUCUAGCCAUCUGUCUCCUCAGAUGCACUUCUGGAUGACACAACAUGAUGUGUUCCCUUCCCCUUGCCUGUAUUCCAACUCUUAGGAUAUUCUCUGAAAUGCUUUCCCUUAUUCCUUGGCCAGUUUCCCUUUUAUUCUCCUUUCUUGUGUCUUGAGUUUACCUUUAUAAGUUUAUUUUUAUAAUAUGUUGUGAUUUAUUAUUUAUUUGUCGUUCUUCCUCCGUUAGAUUUUCAGUUACUUCGAGGUUGGGUCUUUGUCUUUAUACCAGUGUAGUCCCAAUGCCUUGAACAAUGCCCAGCAUUUAAAUGCUCAAUGACUAUUUCUUGAAGAAAUACAUGACAAUAGCGAUAUAUGACAUAGAUUUACAAUGUGCCAGGCACUGUAUUAAAUUUUUUUUUAAGGCUCAGCCCAGGAGAACAUGAGGUCACCACAUCAACUGGGAACUAAACUUUUUUGUGUGUGAUAAAAUAACACAUAACAAAGCUUACCAUUUUAAUCAUUUUUAAGUGUAUAAUUCAGUGGCAUUAAGUACAUACACAAUGUUGUGUGACUAUCACAACCAUUCAUUCCUAAAACUUUUUCAUCACCUGAAGCUAACUAUAAUCAUUAAACAUUAAUUCCCUACCCCUCCUCUCUGCAGCCCCUGGUAGCUUCUGUUCUACUUUCUAUCUCUCUGUAUUCUGGAUACCUCAUCUAUGUGGAGUAAUAUAAUAACUGCCCUUUUGUGUUUGGCUUAUUUCAUUUAGCCUAUUUUUGAGGUCUGUCCAUGUUGUAGCAUUGUUACAUGUGUCAGAAAUUCAUUCCUUUAGAUGAAUGCGGUAAUACAUGUAUAUACCACAUUUUGUUUAUACAUUUAUCUACCAGUGGACAUAUUGCUUCUACCUUUUAGCCAUUGUAAAUAAUGCUGCUAUGAAAAUGGAUGUACAAAUAUCUCUUUGAGACCCUAAUUUCAAUUCAUUUACGUAUGGUCCCAGAGAAGAAUUGCUGGAUCAUAUGGUAUUCCUUUUUUUAAUUUUUUGAGAAACCACCCUACUGUUUUCCAUAGCAGCUGCACCAUUGUACUAACAGUGCACAGGAUUCCAGUUUCUCCACAUCCUCACCAACAUUUGCUAUUUUCUGGGGUUUUGUGAUGGUAGCCAUCCUAAUGCGUGUGAGGUUGUAUCUCCUUGUGGUUUUGAUUCGCAUUUUGCCUGAUGACUGAUGAUGUUGAACAUCUUUUCAUGUAUUUAUUGGCCACUUGUAUAUCUUCUUUGGAGAAAUGUGUAUUCAAGUCCUUUGCACAUUUUUGAGUUGAUUUUUUUUGUUGUUGAGUUAUAGAAGUCCUUUAUAUAUUCUGGGUAUUAAUCCCUUAUCAGACAUAUGACUUACAAGUAUUUUUUCCCAUUUCUCCCAUUCUGUGGAUUGUUUUUUCACUCUUGCUAGUGUCCUUAGAUGCACAAAAGUUUUUAAUUUUGAUGAAGUCCAGUUUAUCUAUUUUUUUCUUUUGUUGCUUGUGUUUCUGGUGUCAUGUCCAAUAAAUCAGUGGCAAAUUCAAUGUCA